Brugia pahangi is the source of this 1383-nucleotide messenger RNA. NCBI's taxonomy places the organism in Eukaryota, Metazoa, Nematoda, Chromadorea, Rhabditida, Onchocercidae. The record is from the annotation of a GenBank genome assembly.
AUGGACUGCGAACAUCGUGUUAUAUUAAAUGUGGGAGGAAUUCGACACGAAACGUAUACUCAUGUACUUAAAAAAAUUCCAGCUACAAGACUUUCUAGGUUGACACCAAAUUUAGCAAAUUAUGAUCCUGUAUUGAAUGAAUAUUUUUUUGAUCGUCAUCCUGGUGUUUUUUCAAUGAUUCUAAAUUAUUAUCGGACAGGAAAGCUACAUUAUCCGACUAAUGUUUGUGGUCCUUUAUUCGAGGAUGAAUUAGAAUUCUGGGGUCUAGAUGCAAAUCAGGUAGAGCCAUGCUGUUGGAUGACUUAUACACAACAUCGAGAUACCCAAGAAACUUUGGCAGUUAUCGAAGGUUUAGAUUUGGAUGCCGAACCACCAACCCAGGAAGAAACUGCAAAAAAGUUUGGCUGGGAAGAUGAUUAUUACUCAGGCAAUUUAUCAAAAUGGCAGCAAUUGAAACCACAGAUAUGGGCGCUCUUUGAUGAACCUUGGUCUUCUCAGUAUGCUAAGAUGAUUUCAUCUUCUUCUGUAUUUUUCAUUAUUUCAAGUAUUAUUUCAUUUGUUCUCAAAACACAUCCUGCAUUCCAGAUACCAUCAAUUACAGUGUCCUAUAAUAUGGAAAUUGGUAGCGAUGGUACCCAAUCGAUAGGUACCUUUAAGCAAUGCACCAGUGCACAUCCUACAUUCUUCUACAUUGAUCUCAUAUGCAAUAUAUAUUUUAGCAUUGAACUUACAAUUCGUGUGAUAUUUGCGCCAUCUUUACAACGAUUCUUCAAAUCACCGAUAACAGUUGUUGAUCUAUUAGCAACAGGAUCAUUUUAUUUGGAUUGGCUGGUGACCAGCAUUAUAAGUGAUCAAACUAGCUCAGAUUCUAUCGAUUUCCUAUCAAUAUUAUGUGUUCUAAGGCUAUUCAAGCUAACUCAACAUUUCAGUGGGCUUAAAAUACUCAUACAAACAUUUAAGGCAUCUGCACAAGAGCUAUUAUUACUUGUAUUUUUUGUGUUAUUAGCAAUUGUUAUAUUUGCUGCACUUGUAUAUUACGCUGAACGAAUUGAAAAUAAUCCGGAAAAUCAGUUCACUUCUAUACCUGCCGGAUUGUGGUGGGCAAUUGUAACGAUGUGCACAAUUGGAUUUGGUGACAUGGUACCUAAAACUUAUUUGGGUAUGUUAGUUGGCUCAUUAUGUGCUCUUAUGGGUGUAUUAACUAUUGCAUUACCUGUGCCAGUUAUCGUUGCUAAUUUUUCCAAUCUUUACUCUCAUUCACAAGCUCGUGCAAAAUUACCAAAAAAGCGAAGGCGAGUGUUACAAGCUCAUGAAAUUAAGACAUCACUUAUAUUUCCCAAAUCAAUGAAGAAAUCACAAUUAGAAGGAAGUAAAGUUGCUUAA